GGAUUGCAAGUAGCGAGUAGCGAGCAGUGAGAGAAAAGCAGGCAGUGAGCAGAGCAGUCGUGUGUCCGUGCGGUGUCUGAACGACCGAGUGCGUCCGGCGAUCGGAACGGGACGCGUCGGGCCGACGACGGAAUGUCGGGCGUGCUGGAGACGCGCAACAACUCGGCCCUGUUCAAGCGGGCCGAGCAGCUGAAGCAAUGGGAGGAGUCGGGUACGAACGCCGAGUCAACGUCGCCGAAGCGGCCGGACCGCCGACGGGUGCGCUUCUCGGCCGGCUGCGUCUUCCUAGCCGCGUGCGCGGCCGCCGACCUCGACGAGGUCGACCGCCUGCUGGGAGCCGGCGCCGACAUCGACACGGCCAACGUGGACGGCCUGACGGCGCUGCACCAGGCCUGCAUUGAUGACAACCUGGAAAUGGUUGAAUUCCUGGUCAAGCGAGGCGCCGACGUUAACCGCGGUGACAACGAGGGCUGGACCCCGCUCCACGCCUCCGCGUCCUGCGGAUUUAAGUCGAUAGCCCGCCUGCUGAUUGAAAAGGGUGCCGACGUAGCUGCCGUCAACAACGACGGCGAGCUGCCCGUCGACAUCGCCGAGUCAGACGAAAUGGAGUUCCUUCUGCUCAGCUUCGUCACCGCCAAGGGCAUAGACUGUGAUGCGGCCAGGAACAUGGAAGAAAACCUGAUGCUGACUGACGCCAAAGAGUGGCUUAAUUCGGGCGAAUUGUGCGACCGGCCUCACCCGAAGACUGGCGCCACCGCGCUCCACGUCGCCGCUGCCAAGGGCUACAUCCAAGUUAUGAAAGUGCUGCUGCAGGCUGGUGCAGACAUCAACUCGCAGGACGUUGAUGGCUGGACGCCUCUGCACGCGGCAUCGCACUGGGCCCAAAAGGAUGCUUGCCAGCUACUAGUAGACAAUCUGUGCGACAUGCAGAUCAAGAACUUUGUCGGACAAACUGCCGAAGAUAUUGCCGAUCCUGAGGUGCUGAGCAGUCUUCAAGAAAUGAGGAAGGCACAGGCCGCCUUGCUGAAGAACCGACCAGUUCUGCCCGCCAAGCGUCCCCAGGCCAGCCGCACCACCACGCCCGGCAAAAGAAGGUCCAUGGACGUCAUCAUCCUCACCGACGUACCUGUCCACGCUGACGAGAACCGUAACAGUCCGAGUGAAAAUCUGGACAACCGAGGUGCAGAGGAGCAACAAGCUAACGAGCAUUCUGAGGAAUCCACGACCACCAGCGCUUCUGAAGAGAGUGAGUUAGAAGACUUGACCAUGUCUAGUAUGGAAGAGCUCAGAAAUAGAGUCAACGGCACCGAAAUCAUCUCGCAUCACUCGGCGCCGAAAAGCCCACCAAAGCAACCUGCCGAUUUGGAUGUUGGAGGUGUUCCCUCGUGGAGAAGAUCUGGCUCGGCGCGUUCGAGGAAUGGAGAUAGAUCUCAAAGGGCAACUGACCAAAGUGGAGCUCAGUCAAACACGCCGGAAGUUGUUUUACGGCGAACUGCCAGCUUAGAUUCCGAAUCAAAGGAAAGCAAAGAGGCAGGAGCGUCGCCAACCUCCCUGCCAGGGUUGGGCCAAGUUCGAAGUACGUUGGGACAGUCGUCGUCAGUGCCGACGACUCCGACUCAGGCCACAAGCAAACUCAGUCCAGGCAACAUCUUCAAAAACCUGUUCAAGUCGUUCGUGCCGCCGGUGCGCGAUGAAGAGAGCGAGACGCAGCGGAAGGCGCACGCCAAGAGGGUGCGCGAGACUCGACGCUCGACACAGGGUGUCACCCUGGAGGAAAUUAAAUCGGCUGAGCAGCUGGUGCGCAAGAAGCACCAGCAGGAUACGCCUGCUGCCGCCGCCCCCAGCACCACCCCCGCUGCCGCCCCUGUCGUCUCCACGCAGGCGCGCGCCCAGCAGCCGGCCCCGCCGCCCCCGAGCAACGGCAAAAGUAGCGCCGCCCCCGAGCCGACCGGCAAGUCAGAGAGGCGUCCCAGCUGGCGGCUCCAGCUCGACCCCACAGGCUCAAAGUUCCUGCUCGAAGAUGCGUCAAGCGUUGAGCAAAAGCGGGCUGGCAUCGCCACUGGCGGGCCCGCGGCGGCGCCUCCUGAUGCCAGCAUCACCGUGGCGCUGCGCAAAGGCGUCGCCAAACCUGCUCUCCCUGCCCACGAUGACAAAGCAGAUCAGGAUAAGGAGAAUGACAGUCGGAACGCGCAAGCAACUCAGGCUGUCAUUCAGCGUCGUCGCCGUCCGAAGCGAAGGUCCACUGGCGUUGUCCACGUUGAUUUUGACUUUCGUCUGAUGACGCAGGAAAUAGACCCAGAGAAACAAGAAGGAGGCCCUGAUGGCUAUAAGGGCGAUGAUGGUCGACUUGGAGGUCAGGAUGAGGACAUCUCGCCCACUGAGAAUGGCGAGCUUGACUACAAAAAGCUGUAUGAGGAGAUGCGGCUAGAAAACGAUAGGCUGCACGGCCGGCUGAAAAAGUGCGAGGACGAACUCAGGGAAGCCUCAUCGCUCAGGCUGGGUGGCCUGUCAUCGACAAUGUCAGAGACUGAGAAGCGGGAGCGCCGCUCAAUGGAGCGCAAGCUGGCCGAGAUGGAGGAGGAACUCAAGGUAAAGCCUUAUGAAUUAGCAAUAUGCUCAAGAAAACACACGCAAUUUCAAAAGCUGAAAGCGGAGAACGAAAAGCUGAAAGCGGAAAAUCGCGCUUUAACGCGGGUCGUCUCGAAAUUAUCGCAAUCCUCCUUGGCGGCGAAAUAGCAAAACAAUAUUUACUCUUUGCCCCCUGUCAUGGAGACCCUGAAGAAGGAUAAUCAAAAGCUGAAGGACGAGAACGGCGCCCUCAUCCGAGUGAUAAGCAAGCUGUCGAAGUGAAACAAAUUUUCUUAAAACGCAUACAUAUUGGUCGCAUCCCCGCGACGGAGCAGUCAUCGUUGUCAUUUUAACUUUUUUUAAUUUAACACAAUUCAAAGAAAUUCAGAAGACAUACAAACGCGCUUGUGUGCGUGAGAGUCGCCUGUACACUUUUGUUAAUUAUUAUUAGUGUAUAUUAUUCAAAUGUAUUCACCACUGUUUCUGCUUUUGUAGACCUGCUGCCGCGCGCAUUAUUAUCUGGUCAUUUCGAGGAGACGUGUCUGCUCGCCCUUCGGGCAAUUUACCAAGCAAUUUGAAGCCAUUGACAUUGAUUUUAAUCCUGAGAAGUGCUUGGUGUUUGCCCAGGGUGAUGCGUCGCUCUCCCCUGUUAUUAUUUUACCUGUCUCUCUUUCGUUCGCGCCUCUCUUCGCCAUCCGGAAGCCGCGACCUCUUUGAUUUGUAUAUUUAGCUAUCUUAAUGUGAUAUUCCUAAUCGGUCAAUUUUCACUUAUUUUCAUCCUCGUGUCCGCUGCCGCGCUAACCGCGUUCAUUUUACUAACUCUCAUGCAGAAGUAGCUAGAUGAUAAUUAACGAAACGUUGAAAUGGACAAUUGAAGUUGCCAAAAAUGCCAUUUGAGAGCUGAAAUAAUAGAAUCGAAACUAAUGGGGACCGUGCUCUCUCACUCUCAUUUUGAUAGGUCCGGCGCAACAAUCGGUUGGUCCACGUCCUGUUGCUCGUCGCAAGUCUCAUAGUUUUCCUCCUCGCAUCGCUCGUUUCCACCAAUUCGAGUAAAUAAGUAGUUUGAACUAAACGGAAGUACAUUUAGCAUGUUUGUUGGUUGAUCACACGCCAAGAGAAGUGUAUGAGAAAUCCCUCCAAGACUGUCGACACUACUUUUAUUUAUUUUGGAAAGUGCCUUUCAUGAUGUUUAAUAAGUAAUAAUGAUAAUGAGAUGUAAUUGUUACUCAUACUACACAAUACACACUGUUCAAUUCUGCAACUCGACAUCAUUUCUUACCAAUAAAACAUUGGACUUCGUUA
Messenger RNA from Cloeon dipterum, 3870 nucleotides. Its product is annotated as protein phosphatase 1 regulatory subunit 12C-like. NCBI's taxonomy places the organism in Eukaryota, Metazoa, Arthropoda, Insecta, Ephemeroptera, Baetidae. Gene Ontology annotation, molecular function: phosphatase regulator activity; protein kinase binding; enzyme inhibitor activity. The transcript is spliced from 20 exons. The record is from RefSeq and is a predicted model, not a curated record. Gene Ontology annotation, cellular component: cytoplasm. Bases 133 to 2736 code for a protein of 867 amino acids.